GAGGACUUCAACUGCAAACUGAUCAAAGAGCAAAUGGCAAUGGAGAAAGCAGUGAAGAAGCCUCAUGCUGUUUGCAUCCCAUACCCAUCUCAAAGUCAUAUUGGCGCAACGCUAAAGUUGGCCAAACUUCUCCACCAUAAAGGCUUUUACAUAACAUUUGUUCACACAGAAUAUAACUACAAACGUUUGCUGAAAUCAAGGGGUCCCAAGUCGCUGGAUGGUUCACCAGAUUUCAAGUUUGAGACCAUCCCAGAUGGCCUCCCACCUGCUGAAAAUGAUGAUGUUACCCAAGAUGUUUUCCAGCUUUUUCCUUCAAUUGCAAAAAAUUUCUACCGCCCAUUUGUUGAUCUGAUUAGAAGGCUCAACAAUAAGGCUUCGGUGGAUGAUGAAUUUCCUCCUGUAACUUGUAUAAUUUCUGAUGCUGUUAUGUCCACAUUCACAGUUGAGGCAGCUGAAGAACUAGGAAUCCCAGAUGUACUGUUUUGGACCAUGAGUGCAUUAACCGUCAUGUGUUUCUCGCAAUUUCCUCAACUUCGUGAACGAGGGUAUACACCACUCAAAGAUGCAAGUUGCUUUACCAAUGGGUACAUGGAAAAUACCAUUGAUUGGAUUCCUGGAAUUAGUAGUGUCCGAUUAAAAGACAUCCCAACCGUAAUCUGGACUACUGAUCCCAAGGAUGAGUUUGUGGAUUAUUUAGUUAAGCUCAUACCAUGGACUUUGAAGGGUGCUGCUGUCAUUCUGAACACUUUCGAGCCGCUAGAACACGGUAUUUUGGAGCAAUUUUCUCCCAUGAUGGAUCAUGUAUACACUCUUGGACCAAUUCACUUGCUUCUCAAAGAGGUGCAAAAGGAUGACCAUUCCACAGAAGCAAUCCAAUCAAAUCUAUGGAAAGAAGAUGACAGUUGCAUCGAAUGGCUGAAUUCCAAGAAGGCAGGCUCAGUCGCUUAUGUUAACUUUGGUAGCGUUACAGUCAUGACUGAAAAUCAGUUGGUUGAGUUUGCAAUGGGACUUGCCAAUAGCAUGCAGUACUUUCUUUGGAUAAUCAGGCCUGAUCUUGUCAAUGGAGGGCCAAUCGAUCUCCCGCCCGAAUUCUUCAUUGCUUCUAAGGAUAGAGGGAUGUUAGCUACGUGGUGUAAUCAAGAACUCGUUCUUAGUCAUCCAUCAGUUGGUGCAUUUUUAACACACUGUGGAUGGAAUUCUGUUCUUGAAAGCUUGUCGGCUGGAGUACCUAUGAUUUGCUGGCCAUUUUUUGCAGAUCAACAGACUAAUUGCUUGAGUUGUUGCUCUUACUGGGGUGUUGGCGUGGAGAUAGAUAGUAAUGUGAACAGAAAAGAGGUGGAGAAGGUGGUAAGAGACUUAAUGGAGGGAGAAAAGGGCAAGGAAAUAAAGAAGAAGGCACUGGAGUGGAAGACCAAAGCUGAAGAAGCAGUAAAACCUGGUGGAUCUUCAUACUCGAAUCUGGAUAAGAUAAUUGGAGAAGUGCUUCUGUCCCCUGAAAUUUGAAUUUAUGUACUUAAAGUUUCCUUUUCCAUUUCAUCUUUUCAAGGGAAGAUCAUCAUCUGAUUGACCAUUUAGCACUAUGAUCAUGCAUUUGUAUCUCAAAAAUGAAAUCGGAUGAACCAUCCAAAGAGUUGGGACCUCGCGAUUUCAACAAUCGUUUGUAGUUGUAUUCUGUGUGAACAAAUGUUUUGUGAAAGCCUUUGCGGUGGAAAAGUUUGGCCAACUUCAGCAUUGCGCUAAUAUGGCUUUGAACUGGA
Coffea arabica (coffee) is the source of this 1757-nucleotide messenger RNA. RefSeq names its product 7-deoxyloganetin glucosyltransferase-like. The record is from RefSeq and is a predicted model, not a curated record. Lineage: Eukaryota; Viridiplantae; Streptophyta; Magnoliopsida; Gentianales; Rubiaceae. Gene Ontology annotation, molecular function: quercetin 3-O-glucosyltransferase activity; quercetin 7-O-glucosyltransferase activity.